This is a messenger RNA of Meloidogyne enterolobii, 949 nucleotides long. The record is from the annotation of a GenBank genome assembly. Lineage: Eukaryota; Metazoa; Nematoda; Chromadorea; Rhabditida; Meloidogynidae.
AUGUAUCGGAAAAGAGGUGGUUCAUUAGAACAAGAAUUAGUAAUGUCAUCACCAAUAUCAACAGGGACAUCAGCAGAUCCUUACCCUUUUUCUAAUGGACAUAAUCAAUUAAAGUUUCCGAGCGAAGGAUGUAUUACUCGAGUGCCGUUCUCUUCUCUAAGUGCAUUUCUCUUUUGUCUUGGUGGAAUUUUACUUUUUAAAGCAAUGAUAAUGUGGGCUUUUAAUGCAACUAUAGAACAAAUUAGGCGGUCACUUGGAAUAACACAAUUACCUUGGUUGGAUAAGUUUCAACUUCUAUUAAUAAUUGCCUGUAUUGCUAUGUUUGUAAUUUCUGCUGCUUUUCUACUUAUCGGUAUAUUAAGUACAGGACAGACAAGAGAACAUAUUUUUCGUCAAAUGCCUCGUUCUAGAAGAGGUGGCCGUAUUUCUUGUAUUUUAGCAAUUUGUUUGGCUUCUUUGCUUAAUUUACUUUGGAUAAUUAUUUUGGCACUUACUGCUAUUAUGUGCUUUAUUUAUUCAAUUUUUUCUUUUCUUUGUACAAAUAUUGGAGGGAAUACAUCUACCACAAAAUCAUGCUUGGAUUUUAAUUCCUUUAAGCCUUUAUUUUUUUCCUCAGAAGACAAUAGAUCUUUACAAUUCUGUGAAGGCCAACUUCAACAAUUUUGUGCUUUAACAAAUACAGUUGUUAUUUGGUAUUUUGUUGGACUUUUUGGAGCUUUAAUUAUUUGUUUUGGAUUAUUACAAUUUAUUGCUUCUAAUUCUGCCAAGUAAUUUUUUUUGAUUUUAUUUUAUAAAUUAUUAAAAGUUAUGCACACAUUGGGAAUGAGGCACGUUAUGAUGAACUUUUGGCUAUUUUAAAUUCUGAAAUGGCCUGUGAAAAUUAUCAUUGUAGAAAACCACAUAAAUUUCCACCACAGGAAAAUGACAGAUCUCGACCUUCUUAUAAUAC